AUGGUUGAUUGUGAUGGCCGCACAGCCCUCCACAAUGCUGUCCGGUGUGGAAGGAUAAGGAUGGUCGAGGCAUUAGUUAAAAGUAAUCCCAAAUUGACGCAACUUGCAGAUAAUAAUGGACGUGUUCCAUUGGCAAUGUCUGCUAGGGAAGCUCCUAUACAUAAGGAGAUUGCCUGGUUCCUGGCAAAAAAUACGACAGACGAUGGGCUAAUUCAUCCCUCCAGCGGUGACUCUGGGACUAGUCCCUUCAGCGGUCGCUCUGCGACUAACGUCACUCUAUGUCUCAGCUACGCUGGUCAUCAUGAUAUCACCCUGUAUCUGGUCGAACGGUACCCUGACUUAAUUACUCAUGAAAGCGUAUCCUUGUCUAUACUGCAUGCCUUGUCGUUGAUGCCAUCUCACUUUCUCAGCGGAACCAGGCUCAGUGUUUUGGAAACGUUGAUAUACAAAUGUAUUCCGGUGGAGUUGAACUACAAACCAAGAGAAAAAAAUUCGGAUCCAGCACUUCGUCGUCUUGCAAGAUCACUUUGGAAUGCCGCCAAAACUGCAGUUCCUAUAAUCAAGAGAGUUCACGGAGUGAAGUUGAGACACGUGGCGGCAGUCGAGUUGGCAACACAAUUUUGCAGGGCGAUCUCUCAUCUGAAUACUACCGAGAUCAUCGAUUUUUUCCCAGAGGGGGGCCCAUUGGCUCAAGCUACAACCAUGGGAAUUAGUGAACUCGUGAAGCUCUUUAUUCAGUCUUUCCCGGAGCUUAUUUGGGUUUCGCCUUAUGGAAGGAGGUUGGAGAGAUAUGCGUUGGUCUUUCGCCAAGAAAGGACUCUGAGGCUCUUUUUGAAGGUUAGCUCAACCCAUGAGUGGUCAUUGGUUCCGGCGCCUAGCCAGGAAGAAUCGCAGGAUAUGAUGCUCGAAGCAGCACAGUACAAUCCUAACUUGGAUACAUUAACCAAGGUCAGCGGAGCAGCAUUCCAACUGCAAAGGGAACUCCAAUGGUUUACGGCUGUGGAAAGCUGGAUUGCUCUUGAUAUAAGAUAUGACAAACAUGAUGGCAAAACAUGUUGGGAAAUAUUCGUGGAGAAGCACAAAGGGUUGCUUGAGAAUGGAGAGAAGUGGGUGAAGGACACUGCAAAUUCAUGUAUGCUUGUCUCAACUUUAAUUGCCACAGUACUGUUCGCUGCUGCUUUCACUGUUCCUGGAGGCAGUGACGACAAAAGCGGAGCCCCCUUGUUGUUAGGACAGGACUCUCUUCUAGUUUUUGCAAUUUUCGAUGCGUUGGGUUUGUUCUCCUCUGUGACGGCCAUCUUGCUAUUCCUAGCCAUCUUAACGUCACGUUAUGAGGCGCAAGAUUUUCCUCACUCAUUGCCUAGGAAGAUUAUAUUGGGUCUUUGUUUUCUCUUCCUCUCCUUGGCUUUCAUGCUGGUAGCCUUCGCCGCAACUCUCACUAUCGUGCUUGAUAAGAGACUGGAGUGGGUUUUCAUUCCUAUUACUUUGCUGACCUCUGUCCCCGUGGCUUUAUUCGUUGUGCUGCAGAUUCCCCUGCUAUACCAAAUGAUUAAAUCCACUUGUGGACCAAGCAUCUUUCGUCCCGAGAGCAUUUGGGAGGGAGGCAUAAUAUUGGAUGAGACCAUGUGA
This is a messenger RNA of Rhodamnia argentea, 1629 nucleotides long. RefSeq lists its product as uncharacterized. The record is from RefSeq and is a predicted model, not a curated record. The transcript is spliced from 6 exons. Gene Ontology annotation, molecular function: protein binding. Bases 1 to 1629 code for a protein of 542 amino acids. NCBI's taxonomy places the organism in Eukaryota, Viridiplantae, Streptophyta, Magnoliopsida, Myrtales, Myrtaceae.